Messenger RNA from Moneuplotes crassus, 4086 nucleotides. The record is from the annotation of a GenBank genome assembly. Lineage: Eukaryota; Ciliophora; Spirotrichea; Euplotida; Euplotidae.
AUGAUGGCUGUGAGUAAGGUUCACAAAGACCAAUUCGUUGUCCUGAAUCAUAGCAGGAACAAGAAGGGAUAUAUGUCAGCAGUUGAUGGCCGGAUCAUUGGGAAGAAAGCAGGAAGUUAUAUCUAUGGAGUAGUUGUCGGCACUAGAAACAAGUCUUCAAAUAACAAGUUUAUCAAGAGGAACAAAAACCUUCAAUUAACUGAUAACCUCAAUAUUUUCAACACAUUUUUGACCUCAGAUAAAUUGACUAAAGGAAUGCAACUCCAAGGAACUGUAGAGAGUAAAGAGGGAAAAGGAUACAUUAUUGAUCUUCUUUUGAAAGAUCAAGGCAAAGCUUUUCUCAAUUUCAAAGAUUAUAAAGGAAAAGAGCUUCAAGAAGGAGAAUUAAUCACUGUCAUUAUGAAGGGAUCAAUCUCGAAGAGUCAGAAAAUUAUCAAAUGCGCUCAUAUUUCAGCCAUUGAGAACAUAGAGGAUUGGGCUAUUGAUAUUCACUCAGAGAUUAAUUUUGAAUGUGUCAAGCCUGGCUUCCUUGUUGAGUGUAAGAUCCAAAGCAUUGUAGAAAAUGGCCUAAAUGUCUCCUUUGGUAAAGGAGUCAAUGGGGUCAUCUUCAUUGAUCAUCUUGCUCAGGAUCUUUCGAAAUACAAAAAGAAAGGAAAGAUUUUGGCAAGAGUAAUUUCAGUUGAUUUUGAGAAGAAAAGAAUUGGUCUCAGUGAACUUGAAAACAUCGUUAAGCUACAAAAUACUGCUCCUCCAGCAAGGCAAGGAGAAGUUUUGACUAACGUAAAAGUACUGAAGAAAGUUUAUGGCCAUUCCUACAUUGUCCAGGGAGAAAGCACUGAAACCGGUGAUAUUCUCAAAUGUUUCUUACAUCAAAACCAUAUUGCAGCUGCUGUCAAGAUCCAAGAGAACAAAAAGAAGAGGACAAAGGAUGCUUUUGAAAAGAAGAAAGAAUUUGAGGUUGAUGAGAAACUUCAUUGCAAUGUUAGAAUCAAAGAGUUCAACUACUUCGACAACAUCCCUAUUGUCUCUUCAAUGGAAGGAAUCAAUGAGAAUGUUGUCCUCAACUGGGAUACAGUCAAGGGAGGAAUCACUGUAGAAGGUACUAUUAGGGAAACAGUAGAUGAUAACUAUUUUGUUGUUGAUCUCAAUGACCAGAUUUUUGGAAGAGUUUACAAGACCCACAUUAGCGAUGCCCCACAAAAGAAGAUCAACAAAAAGCUAAGAUCUACUAAGGGAAAGAUUACUAUGAAGACCUGGAAGGUGAUAAGCGAUAGUGAAAUUCUCGAACUUACAAUGAAAGAAUCAAUUGUCAAGAAUAAGGUAUUCACUCCACUAAAUCUUGAUGAUCCCAUGAUUAAGAACGGAGUCAAAAUGACUGGUGUUCUCAAGGCUAGAGAUGAGAAAGGAUACAUUAUUGAAUACUUCAACAAUCUCAGAGGAUUCUUACCUUUCGAUAAUCUUGAGAAAUAUGGAGAGAAAAUCUCAUUCAAGAAGGGAACUCUUAUCGAGGCAUAUCUUUUGUUUAAAACAAAAGAAGGACUUUCAUUGACAGUCUCUAAGGAGGAAUCAAUUAAGUUCAAGCCAAAGCCUGGACAAGAUGCUGCUGGAAGAUCAAAGAUUUACAUUCCUAAAAAUGCUAAUUUCGAAAAAGGAGAUAAGGCGCAAGGAAUCAUUUGCAAAUUUAAUAAGUCUUGCUCAUAUCCUCUGACUAUCAAAUUAAGCGAAAAGCACCUUGGAGUUGUCUUCUUCUCCGAUCUUGGACUCAAGGAAGGAUUUGACCAAAGUGAGCUCGAGAGAAUGUUCGAAAUCGGAUCAGUCAUUGAUGUUUAUAUCAAGACUCCAAAAGAAGGUGAAGGCAAAAUCGAAUGCUCUCUUAUCCCUCCUGAACAAGAAAGAUCAGUCAAAAGAUUUGAAGAAGGAUCAAAGGCUCUCUGCAGAUAUGUCAAAUUCAAGAAUGGAUUUGGAGCAACAGUUCAACUUUCUCCUACAAAGUAUGGAUUUAUUGAUAUCUGUGAACUAACUGAUGAGAUCGAGAAAUUCGAUAAAACUUUAUUCUUUGCAAGAGUUAUCGAUGUCUCACAAACAAAAAUCCAACUUUCAGCAAGAGACUCUCUUGUUGAUGACGAAAAGUAUAAAAUCUUAGGCACUGAUGGAACAAGUCUUGAAUAUAAAAAGGCUUUUGGAGAAUCCCAAAAGAAAGGAGAUCUUAGAAAUCUGAUUAUUAAAUAUCAUAAUUGGAGAGAGCUUCUUACCGAAAACACAUUGGUUAGAGGAUAUGUCACUAGCAUUAACCAACACGGUGUGUUUAUUAAAUUGGCUAGAAACUUAUCUGUAAGAGCUAACUUGAGAGAAAUCAGUGAUGACCCCAAUGUAAAGCCUGAAGAUUUCUUAUCUAGAAACACCUUAGUGCUGGGAAGAAUCCUUAAUUUCUAUAAAGAUAAGGUAAACAUUACUUUGAGAGAAUCAAUUGUUACCUAUGGAAUCGAUGAAGUUGAUAUUUCUGAGUUCCAAGCAGGAUUCAAAGCCAAACUUAUGGUUUUAUCAAUUGCUAAUAAACUUGCUUUCUGCCAGAUCAUUGGAAGCAGGUAUAAAUGUAAAGUUAAACUAACAAAGGAAGACCCUACUGUCAAAAUUGGACAAAAGAUCAUUGCUAGAAUCAAAUCCGUUAAUGAGGACAACCCUCCUAAAAUUAUGAUGCAUGAAGUAGAAGAGUGCAACGAAGUGAUGACUGAGGAAUAUGAUCGCCUUAUCUCCUUAAUGAGCGAAGUGAAAGAAGUCCAACAAGACUUCCUCCAACACAAGGAUGAUGAUGAAGAGGAGAAGGUCAGCGAAGUCAACAUCAACCAGAAUGAAGUUGAACAAAAUAUUGAAGAUCUUCAAGAGCUUUUAGAAGUCGGAGAAGAAAGCUCAGAUAAAGAGAUGGACGAAGAAGCCAAGAAAAUCACUAAGUUUUUGAAGUUUGACGAAGGAGAGAAAGAACAAGAAGAAGAAAAAGAAGCAAAAGAAGAAGAUAAGAAGAAAGAGACAAAGACAAUGAACCAACACAUCCAAGAAGAGAUUAGCAUCAUGCUUAAAGAAAGAGGUAUCAAAGAGGAGGAUCAUGACUCCCACUAUUAUGAAAGAAUGUUAUUGGCAAACCCAAGUAACUCUUUCCUCUGGAUCCACUAUAUCUCUCAGGAACUUGCCAAGAAAGGAUAUAAAGAUGCUAAGGUUCUUUGUGAGAGAGCAGUGAAAUCUAUUGAUAUCACUAAGCUGAAAGAAAAACUUAACCUCUGGAUUGCUUACAUGAACUUAGAGAGUAAAUUUGGAAAAGAAAAAGAGUUUAAGAGCAUCAUUAACAGAGCUUUAAAGAUUAACGAUCAGAAGGAAAUCUACUUGGCUGUUAUUGACAUUUAUAAAAGGAGAAAGAACUAUAAAAUUAUUGAAGGAUUCUACAUCAUCUUGACGAAGAAGUAUAACUUCCAUCUUGAUGUAUGGAAGAAAUAUGUUGAAUACUUAUUUGAAGCUCAUAACAUCAAAGAGGAUGAUAAGCACCCUGACCAUAUCUUACUUGUUGAUGUUGAAUUGACUGAGAAGAUUGAUGUCCUCUCAAAAGCACUGAAGAUUCUUGAAAGAAAGCAACAGAUAGAAUUGAUGAGAAAGUAUGCUACUGAAGAGUACAAAUAUGGAAACAUUGAGAAAGGAAGGACUAUGCAUGAGUCUAUCAUUCAUUCUUACCCCAAUAGAACUGAUAUCGUCUCUACCUAUCUAGAUUUAGAAAUAAAGCAUAGUAAGAACAAGGGAAAUAUAAGGAAGGUCUUUGACAAGCUUCUUGCUAGAGAGAACAUCAAGCUAAAGCAAAUUAAGUUCCUCUUCAAGCGGUAUCUUGAAUUUGAGACAGAAUAUGGAUCUGAGAAGGAUGUCGAGAGAGUCAGGAAUAAGGCCCAGGAGUUCGCAUCUAAGUUUGGAAACGAUGAAGGUGAGAGCGAUAGUGAAGCAGAAGGUGAAGAUGAAGGUGAAUCUGAAGAUGAACAAGGUCCUGCUGAAGAACAACAAAAAGAUAAAGAAAUGAGCAACGAAAGUGAAGAUAGUGAUGAAAGUGAUUAA